This is a messenger RNA of Durusdinium trenchii, 879 nucleotides long. NCBI's taxonomy places the organism in Eukaryota, Dinophyceae, Suessiales, Symbiodiniaceae. The record is from the annotation of a GenBank genome assembly.
AUGGCCCGUGUUUUGUGGCCAGCAGUCAAGGCUUUGUCCUUGGACGUUACUGGCACCUUGCUCGUGCAUAGGCAUCCCAUCCACGAGACCUACGCGGCCUGUGCCCUGUGGGCGAAGCUGGAGAAUCCGCCCAGCGCAGAGGAGCUGAAACCUGCCUUCAAAGAGGCCUUCCGAGAGACCUCCAAGAGUGGAUGCGCGACCGGUUUUUUAGCGACCGGUCGAGGCGAAGGACAUGGUUGCUCCGGCCCAGGCUAUCCUUGCUUUGGACAUGAGGACAACCUUUCCUCGCGAAGCUGGUGGGCCCUGGUGGUGAAGGCGGCGUUGCGGCACUGCGGCCGCAACUACGCGGACCAAGACUUCGAUCGCUUCUUCCGCCGCGUCUACCAGCAUUACGGCACACUGGAUGCUUACGAAGAAUUAAGCGAUGCCAAGCCAUUCUUGGACUGGGCACGACAACAGGGCCUGGCCAUAGGAGUGACCACCAAUAGCGACACCAGAACUCUUGAUGAUGUGCUGCCCAUGCUUGGCUUCCACGACCAUUUAAGGUGGUUCGUCUGCGGGCGAGAAGUGGGCAGUGAAAAGCCGGAGCCGUGGAUCUUUGUCGAGACCUACCGGCAGGCGAACUUCUGGGUGGAUGGAAUUAAGCGAGAGGAGAUUCUCCACAUUGGCGAUAGCCUGGCGGCAGACUUCUGCGGAGCACGGGCGGCCGGGCUCCAGGCAGUGUUGCUGGAUCGAAGCGACAACCAGAAGGUCACGCAAUACCAGGACUGGCUGGAACAUCCCGAGAUCAGCGAGGAGGAUGUCAAAGCAUGGACCCUUCGAGACCUAGGUGAAGUCAAAGAUCUUUUGCAGCGCAGCAUAAUCCAGCAGCUGCAGUGA